Messenger RNA from Lachnellula hyalina, 1095 nucleotides. Its product is annotated as putative 1-alkyl-2-acetylglycerophosphocholine esterase. Gene Ontology annotation, molecular function: 1-alkyl-2-acetylglycerophosphocholine esterase activity. The record is from RefSeq and is a predicted model, not a curated record. The transcript has a single exon. NCBI's taxonomy places the organism in Eukaryota, Fungi, Ascomycota, Leotiomycetes, Helotiales, Lachnaceae. The coding region runs from base 1 to 1095 and encodes 364 amino acids.
AUGCCUCUAAUAGCUCAAUUUCAAAUUUCGCUCAUCCUCCUUGGAUUAGCUGCACUUAGUCACAGUAUCUUCAUUCCACCCACCUUAACAGGAUCUCUACCAAUUGGCGUAGUAUCUUAUGAGUUGAACAAUACAUCGAUGAACCCAGUCCGGGAUCUCAUGGUAUCAAUUUACUAUCCCUCUUCUGAAGAACUAUGCAAAAACACCACCCUCGCUCCCGACUUCUCUCCCGUCUUCGCCACUUGGGCAGAUGGCUGGUUUGCAGUUCCUAAUGGUUCAGAUGCAACCAUGGUCCAGCGCGCCUACAACUCACCCCCGAUAGACAACUCUCACUACCCCGUCCUAUUCUUUUCUCCGGGUUAUGGAAACUCCCGACUCCUCUACAACGGAGCUGCGCAAGACAUUGCCUCAAAUGGCUACAUAGUAGUUAGUAUGGACCACCCCAACGACACAGACUUCACCGUCUACCCCGACGGACGCACCGCCUCGUACGUAGAGGACGACACCGAGUCCCUGGAAUUCUACGCGCCCUUCAUGCUCAAACGCGCGUCAGACGUAAUUUUCAUACUGGACCACCUCGAAGAAAACGCUCACAAGACUAUUCCGGGCCUCAAAACCCCCUUCAAUACAUCCAAAGUAGGAGUGCUAGGCCACUCCCUCGGUGGUGCCACCGCAUCCCAAGUAAUGGCAAACGACACUCGCUUCAUCGCCGGCAUAAACAUGGAUGGCUCCGUCCCGCCACCAGCCGAAACAUACAACCUCACCUCCCCCUUCCUCAUGCUCGCAUCAGCAGGUCACGGCAUCUAUGAAGGUGAUCCGAGCUGGACGACGUUCUGGGAGAGUUUGGCGGGGUGGAAACAUGCGUUGAGGGUUAAUCAGACGAUGCAUCAUCAUUAUUCUGAUAACGUGUUCCUGCUGCAGGAGUUGAGGCCCGAUGGGUAUCCAGCAAAUGAAGGGUUCCUCAAUGGGACGUAUAUGUUUGAGUUGGAGAGUGCGUAUGUGGUUAAUUUCUUUGAUUUGUGGUUCAAGGGGGGAACGGGAGAAUUGUUUGAGGGGCCGAGUGCGAAGUGGCCGGAGGUAAUUUUUGACGGUUGA